Messenger RNA from Suillus clintonianus, 450 nucleotides. RefSeq lists its product as uncharacterized. Gene Ontology annotation, molecular function: protein binding. NCBI's taxonomy places the organism in Eukaryota, Fungi, Basidiomycota, Agaricomycetes, Boletales, Suillaceae. Bases 1 to 450 code for a protein of 149 amino acids. The record is from RefSeq and is a predicted model, not a curated record. The transcript has a single exon.
AUGGAGACUGGUGAGGCACUGGGAUCCCCUCUCCGAGGCCACACUGGCUAUGUUUACUCCGUUGCAAUCUCUCCCGAUAGCAAAAAGAUCGUGUCCGGUUCAUCUGACAGGACCAUCCGGGUGUGGGAUCUAGAUUUUGUUAACCGGGACCAACUCAAGGCACCUGCAAUAUGUUUCUCACUUGACCCAGCCCACGCUCUUUAUCACCCCUCCCCAUUUCUGCAAGGUUCUCGCACUCCAUCCCCUCUUAUCCUGACCAAGGAAGGAUGGGUUGUAGGACCUGAAGGACGGAUUCUCCUCUCGAUCCCACCCCAUUUCCACCCGGCUAUGUAUUUCCCAGGCAACACGCUGGUGAUCCACGACCAUCCCUCGCAGCUCGACUUACGUCGUUUCGCACAUGGCAUAUCAUGGCACAAGUGUCGAGAACAGGAGGCUGCCCUGUCUUUGUGA